UCUGCCAUUCAAUAUUACUUGUGGAUAGUUGGCAAGACAAUAGUUUAUUUAAAGAAAAUGUUAACCAAAAUGAUUGGUCCAUUCUAAAGCCAACCUCAAAGAGUUCAAGCUCAAGACUCAUUCAAGAGCCGAAGAGACAAAGCUUUUCCCCAGUUCAAUCAAGUAAACCUUGAACCUUAUAUUUCCCUUGUCCUGCAGAAAAUUCAGUGAUCCAACAGUCAGCUCACAGGAAGUCAUAAUUUCUGCUUACCUGCCUUCCUUUUGAAUUACUCUGGCUUCUUUCAUACCCCAGUUUAGAUCCCAUUCUGCAACAAGAAACGUUUCUCUGAAGUUUGGCUUGGUCUAGUCUUUCAUUCCUGUCCCCUGCUUCUUCUCGGCAGCUUCUUUCUAGUUCUUAAGAUACCUUAAAAGUCACAAUCAGUUUGGGUUGUGUGAAUUUGUCUUGUCAGCCUGUUCCCUUAGUUGUUGUACAAAUCCCAACUAGAGAGGUUUCAGAAGGGAUCUAUCCUGUCUCUUUUUUUUUUUUUUUCAAGAUUUUGGUGUUUGGCACAUAAAAAUUUAGCCUUUUCAAAGCUUGGGAGGAGGAGGAGAGCACAGACAUGAUGGGGAGGAACCCUGAAGAACAGGUCAUCUUGCAUUCAGGGUCCAAGGCCACAAAGGACAGCAAUCUGGAUACGAGAAAGUCCUUAUAUGCUUCAAUCCCCAAUUCAACAGUCCAAGAUGGCAGACCAAGCAGCAUGGUAUUCAAGAAAGCUCAUACAGUGAUUCCAGCUCACAUAGUGGCCGAAGCAAUAUCAACACUCCAUGGCCUAGACCUGAGAUGGUCAGGCCCAAUCACACCAACAGAAAUGCAGUAUGUUGAACAGUAUGUCCUAGCAAAGUACCCAGAGUACUCCAAUGCCCUUGUUGAAGGAGGAGAGAAGACUGACCUUUACAACCUCUGCAUCAAAGAAGAGCUUCCAGAGCCCUCACCAGAUGACAAGCGAAAGUCGCCUCGAUGCAGCCUCAGGGAAUCAUCGACACCCUCCUUCGGAAGCAACCUCCCGGAUCUAGAAAAAACCCAGUUGGAGCCAUCGAGGUUGCUUGAUAUUCUCACCAAAAAGUCCUCCUUUCCUGGGAGUUUCAUUUCAAUACCUGAAAUCCAGGCUAGGAACAAAGUCUUGAGACACUGUGGAUUGCCUGAUGAAGAGUACCUUAUUCUCUUUACUCCAAACUACAAAGAUGCCAUGAUGCUGGUGGGCGAGAGCUAUCCUUUCUAUAGGGGAAACUUCUACCUGACAAUAAUUGGGGAAGAAGCUGACUGUAUCAGGGAGUUUGCUAGUUAUAAAGAAGCAAAAGUCAUCCAAGCACCAGAAACUUGGUUGGACUUGAGGAUCAAGGGUUCGCAACUCAGCCAGUAUUUUAGAAGGAAAUGCAAGCACAACCCCAAAGGGCUGUUUUCUUACCCGGCUGACAUGAACAGUACACGAUACUCGAUGCAUUGGGUUUCAGAAGCCCACCGGAACUCAUGGCAUGUUCUGCUUGAUGCAACCGCCCUUCAUGUGGGAGAGGAUCGCUUGAACCUUGCACUUCACAGGCCUGACUUUGUGCUGUGCAGCCUUGACAACACACACGCUCAUCCUUCAAAGAUCAUCUGCCUCCUGGUCAGGAGAAAAUCCUUUGAUACAACGUUAUCCUCGGCUCACACACACGAGUAAGGGUUGCUUGUAGGAAAAUAUAUGAUCUGUUCAAAACAGCGAAGCAAAUUCUAUACACCUUUGGCAAUAUAAAGUUUGAAACUGGGACUCAAUGUCCUCAUAAACACCUUAUAUGGCUAACCUUUUUAAGAAUACUAAAAUCCCAGAAUCAACACUAUGGUGACCUGGAAUUUCCUAUGUGGAUCCUUUAGGAUUGAAGCUAGUUCUUUGUGAAUAUGAUGACACUUAGUACAGACACUAGCACUGAAAGUUUUGAUAAUCUACUGAUGGAAUCCAACCGAUAGGAAGGAUCUCCAAUGGAUGAAAUGGAUUGAAUUGUAUUUCAGAAUUGGAAUUACAGAAAAUAAAAGUAAGUACAGCAGCAACUGGGCGUUCGAGAGGCCCAGAACUCUCCUACAAUUACUCCAAAUUCUUCACACCCUCUACCUCUCUUCCUACCCCUUUUAUAUGCUGUUAUUCCCCUCUCUCUCCUGCAUAACCGUAUUUGGUUAUGCAGGCGUGUCUGCUGGUUUGUGUAACAAACCAGCCAAAUAUCUAUCCUAUCCCUCGCGCACAUGCUGGUCGAAGCUUCCUCCAGCUGUACUUUCAACUCCCUUUAGCUGCUUGUGACGCUUAGAGUAAGUAUGCAAAA
Messenger RNA from Diospyros lotus (date-plum), 2328 nucleotides. RefSeq lists its product as uncharacterized. The record is from RefSeq and is a predicted model, not a curated record. Lineage: Eukaryota; Viridiplantae; Streptophyta; Magnoliopsida; Ericales; Ebenaceae. The transcript is spliced from 3 exons. Bases 600 to 1697 code for a protein of 365 amino acids.